Molecule: messenger RNA, 4366 nt
Organism: Camellia sinensis
Lineage: Eukaryota; Viridiplantae; Streptophyta; Magnoliopsida; Ericales; Theaceae
Source: RefSeq, a predicted model, not a curated record
AUAUGUCACUCUCUCUCUCUCUCUCUCUCCCCAAACCGUCUUAGCUUCAUAGAUCAUUGUCUCAGUCUCACAGAUUUUCAUCUCAACCUGAGCCUUCAUCAAAACCCUAACCCUGAGCUCCUCUACCACUCUCCAAAGCCUCAUCACUGUGUCCCACUACCCUAACCUCGUCGACGAUGCCUGAUUGGGGAAGAGUAGGGUGAGACGGUGGUGUUCGUCUGCUUCAGAAGCGUAGGGUGCUUCGAUCCACCUCGACUUGCGGAGAUCGUAGCAACGUUGGAGAAGAGCGGCCACCAAUUCUUGUGUUCUACGGAGCCUUCGCCGACGACUAUUCCGUCUCCAUCCGCUUUUGUCCCCCCUUCGUCUCUUCUCUCAAUCUAAUUUUUGAUUCCUGGGACUUCCACACCGAUCGCAUCCUUCCCUUUCUGACAGAUAAUACUGAUUUCACGGUGAUUGGGGUGAUCAAACUGCCUGGGGUAAGGAAGUCGACGAUAAUGAACGAGCUCUAUGGCUUCGAUGGAACUUCACUUGGUUGAAAUACUGGAAGUUAAAUCAUUUUAGGUUGCACUUGCAGACUUUGAAUCAGGGUUGGGCAACAAAGAGGCACUUGACAUAACAAAUUGAGAACUUGGAUGGAAAACUUGAUGAUCAAGUGGAAAUAUCAAAGUUAAUUACGAAUUAGGUUACUAAUGUUCGUGGUGAUCUUUCUCAAAUUGGCUUAGACUUGGACGCACUAUAGAGAAUGGUUUGUGGCCUGGUGAGUUUUGUCUCAAAGUUUAUUAAAGGAUUUAGUGCAACCCAUUCAACACAAAUGAUAAGUUUUUCAAGAUAUAAGUGUGACUUGUCUCAUUUUAAUUCCACUACUUGGAUAUUGAGUUUGUGAACUGUGCAUGCAAUUUCUGUCCAACUAUUUUAUGAUUUUCAUCUGGAACUACUGCUGUUGCUUCUGCUACUGCUGUCAUCAGGUAUUUUAAAUUUUCUUGGCUGUAUAGUUUCUUUUGUGUUCCCUUUGAAUGUUCCCUUACAAUUUAUUCUUUAUAUAAGGAAAUUGAAAAGAAAGCAUGUGGUUUGACCCUAAAAUUAUAUGAAGAAAAGAUCUUGAUGAGUUAUCUUCCUCGUUCCAAUCGUCAUAUGCACAUAUGUUGUCUAUAUAGAAGGAAAAGGAGCCACUCUGUUAAUCUUCAAAAGUAGUCUGAAAUUGGAUUCAAGCAUUGGUUAUUUCACGCUUUAUGCAGAUGGGUAUCAAAGGAUGGCGUUGGUGCUGUUGGGCGCUUAUUCAUUGGUCCGGCAAUUGUCAAUUAAGCUAAGGGAAAGACACGGGUAUGGAGAAUGUUUCCAGUAACCAUGGCAAUCUUUUUCAGGUGGGCGAUUUGGUAAUUUUUUUUUUAUGAUGAUCCAAAACAGUGGCGCAUGCAUGCAGACUUCAUUGGUAGUGCAAGAAGGUUGCUCUAAUAAACUUUUGGUUUGAAUGAACCAAGUUAUUUGAAUUGUUAUUAAUUGAAGCCAUUAAAUUUGUCAAUUUAUUAUGUAGCAUCUUUGAUCUAAGUACACAGUUUUAUCCUGCCUAUUUCCUACCACCGGCAUCUCUAGGAAAUCUUACCAACGUAACAUGGAUCCCUAUGUCAUCCUGACUAGUCAUACUCAAGAGCAAACAAGCAAUGUUGCAUCAGGAUAUUGAGGUAAACAAUAGAAAGGUUAAAGUACAUCAAUCUGAUGGAGUUUUUGAGCACAUUGAAUGGAAGAAUCUGAGAGUAGGGGAUAUAGUGAAAGUGGAGAAGAAUGAGUUCUUUCCAGCAGAUCUUCUCUUGCUUUCAUCCAGUUAUGAGGAUGCAAUCUGUUAUGUUGAAACCAUGAACCUUGAUGGGGAGACAAAUUUGAAACUAAAACAAGAAUUAAAGGUAACUUCAUUUUUACACGACGACUUUGAUUUUAGGGAUUUUAAGGCCCUUGUUAAAUGUGAAGACCCAAAUGCAAAUUUGUACUCUUUUGUCGAAAGUAUGGAAUUUGAAGAGCAACGACAUCCCCUUACUCCUAAGCAACUUCACCUUAGAGAUUCAAAACUCCGCAAUACUGACUACAUAUAUGGGGCUAUUAUCUUCACCGGUCUCGAUACAAAGUUAGAUGUGGACUUUGUUCAAAAUGAUGUGAGGAAUUUACGAUGGAGAGGUCCAAUUAUUGAUACUAUUGUUAUGAAUCCUCCGUUCAGAACUUGGAAAAAGGGGGCUGAUAUGGACUUUCUCUUCGCAACUUUGAAGGGAUUAAUUUGGUUGGCUUUCUAUAGCCUCUUUACUGAUCAAUGUUUUCAAACUAGCUUUAUUUUGUACGAGGCACAUAUCUAUUUGGAGGAAAAUUGUUUUGUUUUGUUUUUUUCAUGGACCCCUUUGCCAAAGCUACUGCCAAUGUCAAUUCAUUUUAUAAAAUAGCUAUGCAUCUAAUUUAUUUUAUGCUAGAUGGGAUUUAUUUUAGGCAUUUCAAUAAUAGUGUGAUUGUUGCAUUCCACUAGCCACUAAUGCGCAAGGAUACCUGCUGAAGUUUUAACCUUGAUUAGAAGUUUUCUUAUCUUAUUUAACAAAUUGUUGUAUAUUCUGUUCAUGCUUCAUGAAGUACUAGUUUUUAACCUUGAUGAAUUGCUAAAUACUUGAUGCUAACGUACCUACCUUGGAAUGCUGAUGGUGGAUUGCUAGCAUAGUUGGCCACCAUAACUUUCAGUCACUAGGAAAGGUCAUGUUCAACUCUCCCUAGUGGGAGUUGAAUUAACGAGGCAAGCACUUGGUUCUUUGCGAAGGAUGGGGAGGCUAACUUCUAUAGGUGCUAAUCUAACAACUAUUUUGUAGAUAAAAAAGAAAAUAAAAGUUUGGAGAGAUAACUUGGAUUAAUGUUAUUGUAGUUCGGGGUAGGUAUGUGGACAAAAUUUCCUUGAAUUUUGAACUAUGAGUUUUUUAUUUUGUUGUGCUCCCUAAUUUUUUUCCCUAUUUUGGUACAAACCUUAUAAUACUAUUUGAUUUUAUGGUUGAAGUUAAAGGGUUGAUUCUAUAGCUGUGUUACACCCACGAACAAGUCAAGAUUUCCAAUCUAAUCUAUGUAUAGGAACUCUUUCAACCCCAGAAAUGUUUGUAUGUCUACUUUGAAUUGGGGAUGUGUGGAUUGCAAUUGGGUGGGUUUGAAUGAUUUCUAGUAAGGGGUUUUGGUAAAGGGUUUGAUGACAUUAGUGGCUCAAAGCUAGGAAGAAAAAGUGUGCAACUUCAAUGCUAGCUGUGUUACAUGAGAUUUUUCAGAAAAUUUUGAACUUGUAGGUUUUGUCCAAAAAUUAGUGUGUUGCAUAUUUUUCCUCUGUUAGAAUAAGAAACUUUAUACUUAUUGUGGAGUGCUAUAACAAAAUUAUGAAAGGUUUAGACAGCGGCAACUGUGGUUGAUUAUUAAUUGUGUAAUCUAUUUUUUACUUGCAAGCAGGAGUAACCGUGGGUGAGCAUAGUUUUUUUUUAUGUAAUCUAGAUAUUAUUUUGUUGUGGCACGCUUUUUUAAACUUUACCCUCUUGGUUCAGAUUAUUAGUCAAUGCAAAUCUUAUUUAAUCUAGAGAAUUACCAUAUACUUCAUGGUAAUAAGAAAUGACUAUCAUAUAAAUGCCAAGGCUUUUAGAACUAUAGAAUAUAUAUUACUUUGUUUUUACAUUGUACCAAAAUGGGCAUUUGUUUACUCUUUUGUGGCAAAGAAUUUGAAAUUGUGGGUUUCUACAAGAAGAGAAAACAAAAAGAAUUUAGGGCUUCUCAGGUUAAGCUCUACCUUAUGUUGUAUUUGUUGCUUUAGUUCAUUGGAGUUAAUUUUUUAUUUUCAUUGUUUCUUAUUUACCUACAUUCCUAUGUUUUUUAAGUAAUCUAGUUUUUGUUAUCAACCCCAUAUGGUGGCUGCUAUAGCAAUUACCAACUAUUAUGGAGGCAGGUAAAAUAUUUUUAUUUGAUUUCAAAUAUCUACUCUAUUGUAGCUGUUGGUUAGUACUUUUGGACUAAAAGAUUUUUGUUUUUAAAUUAAAAGACUUGCUGAUAGUUCUUUGUAAGCCUAAUGCCCUUAAUUGAUGUUGUUGUUAUUAAAUGGUUUCGUCUAGUUUAUUUAGUUGAUUAGGUGCAUAAUUGAGUUUCUUCUUUUGAAAAAGUUUAUUGUGUAUUGAAAAAUGGAUUUAUUUGCUUUAUUUUAUAACUAAGAAAAAGCUACGUUCGACAUGUAAUUGGCUUAUAUGACAUUGCUUUUAUGGGGCCAUUGAAUUAUUUUAUUAAUUUUGGAAAUGUUUUGUUGAUGUUUUAAAAUUUUUUGAUCAUUUCUUAAUACCUCAAAAAAUAUUUUUGUUCCUGAUUCGUUGGUUUUUGUGUUUAU